GCGGCUUCAAAUUCAACAACGACGAAAAUGCCAGCAGCUGUGACUCACCAAGAAAAGAAGACUCUCCCAGACGGACACUUUUUGUUUACCUCUGAAUCCGUCGGUGAAGGUCACCCUGACAAAAUCUGUGACCAAGUUUCAGACGCUAUUUUAGACGCUUGCCUUCAAGAGGAUCCUUUCAGUAAGGUUGCAUGUGAAACCGCUGCAAAGACUGGUAUGAUUAUGGUUUUCGGUGAAAUUACCACCAAAGCAAACCUUGACUACCAAAAGGUCAUUCGUAACACUAUCAAGGAGAUCGGUUACGACGACUCUGAGAAAGGUUUCGAUUACAAAACUUGCAAUGUCUUAGUUGCUAUCGAACAACAAUCUCCAGAUAUCGCUCAAGGUUUAGACCACGGUUCAUUAGAAAACCUUGGUGCUGGUGACCAAGGUAUUAUGUUCGGUUAUGCUUCCGACGAAACCCCAGAGUGUAUGCCAUUGACAAUCUCACUCGCACACAAGCUUAACCAAGCUUUGGCUGUUGCUCGUCGCUCAGGUGAGCUUCCUUGGGUUCGUCCAGACACUAAGACCCAAGUCACCGUCGAGUACAAGAAGGAAGGCGGUGCAGUUAUACCAAAGCGUGUUGACACUGUCGUCGCUUCUUUGCAACACUCUGAUGACAUCACCACAGAGAAGCUCCGUGAAGAAGUCCUCGAGAAGAUCAUCAAGAGAGUCAUUCCAGCUGAUUUACUCGAUGACGACACAAUCUACCACAUCCAACCAUCAGGAAGAUUCGUUAUUGGUGGUCCACAAGGUGACGCUGGUUUAACCGGUCGUAAGAUCAUCGUCGACACCUACGGUGGUUGGGGUGCUCACGGUGGUGGUGCCUUCUCAGGAAAGGAUUUCUCAAAGGUCGACAGAUCUGCUGCUUACACUGGUAGAUGGAUUGCCAAGUCACUCGUUAAGGCUGGUUUAGUUCAACGUUGUUUGGUCCAAUUGUCAUACGCUAUCGGUGUCGCUGAACCUUUAUCCGUAUUCGUUGACAGCUACGGUACCGCUAAGAAGGGUCACUCUGACGCUCAAUUAGUCGAAAUCGUUAGAAACAACUUCAACCUCAAGCCAGGUGUUAUCGUUAAGUCACUCGAUCUUCAACGUCCAAUCUACAACCAAACUGCCAAGUACGGUCACUUUGGUCAUGAAGGUGACUCAUGGGAACAACCUGCUGAGAUCAAGUACUAAGCGGAAGUGAAUAUGUGAAGUAAAAAAAGGAUAUAGUGAGUUCAUCCUCACACACAAAAAAUAACACAUUCUCCUGUUUUUGGUUCUAUCAUAGAAGGCUUUGAUUCCCUCCAUUUUUAUUCUUGUAAUUAUGUAUUUAUAACGUUCAACCGUGUUUAAAAAAGCUUUACUUGUGGUCUAAUCUUACGCCUCGACCUUAUCGAUUUGCUGUAUGAAUUGAUGGAGGAAAGUCAUAGAUUGUAUGUGUGCAUCUUUGUGUACUCGCUCAUUGACGGUGUGAAUAUCUCUCGAUAAGCUCUCAUCGAAGGCUUCAAAACGAUAGAUAUUGUUCGUUAACUUCCAGUAAUGACGAGUGUCUGUGUUUCCAUUCAUAAGAUGAGGACUAACGAUGAGCUCAUCCCCAAAAACGUUCUUGAGUGUGCCAACGAGGGUAUCCCAGAUUUUACCACUUGUUGGUGUGUUAGGAGCAGGAUCUAGAGGACUACCGAAUGUUUCAACUUUGACACUGCCAUUGCUUUCAUCAUUAGGUGCACUCUUGUUAUCGAAUCCAAUCCAGUUGAGAUUUAACUCAUUCUCAACAUAUGGCUUGAGUAGUUCAGUAAUGUGCUUCUUCAUUUCAUUAACUGAACCAGCUACAUCUAUACGCUGGUUGACGACAGCCGUCGCCAAUUCAGGAAGUGCGUUGACUUUAACACCACCUUGUAUAAGGUCGACUGCUUGUGAUGUCUGUAUGAGAUAACGCUCUUUCAGAUCUCUUUCGGCUAUUCUAUCAGCGGCAUCCUGCCACUUCCUAACGUCACGCAGAUCUUUGAGAAGACCUUCAUCGAGUGAAUCUGGAGAAUGCUGAACAAUACAUUGCAAAUGCGUCGUGAAGGGAUUCUCGUAAGCGAGGUGAGGCUUGUGUGGCUGGUCUUCAAUUCUUCCUAUCAAUUUAGAUAAGUAGCCAAUAGAUGUGUGAGACUUAGGUACUGAUGAGUGUCCACCUGCUGUUGCUACUGAUAUUUUUACAUCGAAAUAUCCCUUCUCUUUGACAGCUGGAAGUGCGAAUGGCUUAUCAUAACUUUCUAAAUCAAGUACACCGCCUUCAUCUAGAAUAGCUAGAGCGGAGUCUUCACCAUAUUUAUUUAAGAUGUGCUCAGAGAGGUAUUUCGCACCCUCUGGUCCACUAAUCUCCUCGUCAAAUCCAAAUGAAAGAAUAAUCGUGCGUCUAGGCUCAAAACCGUCUUUGAUAAGUGAUUCAACUACUUCAUAGAUUGAAAGCAAAAGGUUCUUGCAAUCACCCACACCUCUACCAUGAACCCAACCAUCUUUAUCAAUUACGCCUGAAAAUGGUGGGUAAUCCCACCUAUCAAGACUGUCAGAUGGGACUGGUACGACAUCAUUGUGGGCCAUAAGAAUGAGUGGCUUCAAGUUACUAUCGCUGCCUUUCCAUUCGUAGAAAUUACCAUAUUUAUUGACAGUUUCGUGGGAUAGUGUCGAGUGCAAGAGGGGGAAUGACUUCUUGAGGAAUUCAUAAAAUGGUGGGAAGGUCUCGUAACGCUUAUCUACACCUGGUUCACCGAAAUCAUCGUAUGAUACUGUCGGAUAUGUCACACUCUCACUCCAUCUCUCUAUUGAGCCUUCUGGCGUAGUGAAUUCUAUUUCUGCAUUUGGCAAACUAGGAGACUGAGAUGGGCAAUGUACUGGGCUAUUGAAUUCAUCGUUAAGUUCACUAUCAGCUACCUUAUCAACCAACAAUGUGCACUUUGAGAGCAAGUAGAAACUAAGUAUAAGACCAACUACUAUAGGUCUUCUCCAGGACGAGUCUGGUUUUUUUACUGCCUCUGCCGCUGGUCUAGGAAGCGACUGAGACGUUGAUUGCUUCUCAGACAUCAUGACGUUACU
Molecule: messenger RNA, 3102 nt
Organism: Wallemia mellicola CBS 633.66
Lineage: Eukaryota; Fungi; Basidiomycota; Wallemiomycetes; Wallemiales; Wallemiaceae
Product: methionine adenosyltransferase
Exons: 4
Coding region: 28-1218 (396 amino acids)
Biological process (GO): S-adenosylmethionine biosynthetic process
Cellular component (GO): cytosol
Molecular function (GO): methionine adenosyltransferase activity; ATP binding
Source: RefSeq, a predicted model, not a curated record